Messenger RNA from Colletotrichum godetiae, 753 nucleotides. RefSeq lists its product as uncharacterized. The coding region runs from base 1 to 753 and encodes 250 amino acids. Lineage: Eukaryota; Fungi; Ascomycota; Sordariomycetes; Glomerellales; Glomerellaceae. The transcript has a single exon. The record is from RefSeq and is a predicted model, not a curated record.
AUGCCUUGCCUUAGUAAUGCUCCUGCUGCCACCUGCGUGCUUCCUUCCCCGUUCACCAUUCAUGUCGACUCGACUGCGACUUCCUUCCUCGCUCCACGACACAUCAUGCAGCAAACGCUGCCCCGCUCCGACAUGUGGGGCAUUUGGAAGACUCCGAGAGACAGAAGGAGCGUCCACGUCUCUGAGUGGUUGACAGCUCCAGGCGCACUUGCUCGUAGGGCGGAAUGGGGGCCGGGAGCGAACCAGGAGCGAACCAGGAGCGAACUAGUUGGCAAGGGACCUGAGACCACCACCCACCCACACCAGAAACUAAAGUAUCGUCUUAAUUCUUCCAUUUGCUCGAGGCGUUCUUCUUUGGCGUCGUUGGGCGCAUUUUUCUCAGCCCCAGCCCGCCAGGGCAGUUUUACCUUUCCACUGCAACUUUGCAACUGGGACACACGCCGACUGUCCUCCCGUCGACUUCAGAGUCACCUCAAACCUCACACACUCAUCUCAUCACCCACUCACCCACUCCCCCCAUCUUACAUACCUAGUACCCGUACCUACGCUACGCCGCCACAUGAGCAUGGAUCCAAUACCCAAGGGGCUUCGUACAUCCCACCUCAUGUCUGCCAUCUGGCAUCCCACCACAUCUUGUCGUACAGAUGCAAGCUACUGUGGCUUACCUUCAUUCCUCCACUCAAAUCACACUCUGCCGUCAUUCUCAGCGUCCGUCGCCUUACCUCACAGGCUCACAGUACCUUGGUGGAGUAG